Messenger RNA from Sporothrix brasiliensis 5110, 3405 nucleotides. RefSeq lists its product as uncharacterized. Gene Ontology annotation, cellular component: plasma membrane. The record is from RefSeq and is a predicted model, not a curated record. Lineage: Eukaryota; Fungi; Ascomycota; Sordariomycetes; Ophiostomatales; Ophiostomataceae. The transcript has a single exon. The coding region runs from base 1 to 3405 and encodes 1134 amino acids. Gene Ontology annotation, molecular function: calcium-activated cation channel activity.
AUGGAUUUAGCAACAAAGACAUUACCACUCGUCUUCGGUCGAGAAACAACAGCAACGUCGACAAGCGCCGCCGACGAGCUGCUGCUGCUGCUCCAAAACCCAUUUGGCUCACAGCUGCAGGUCGGUUCCAUUUGGGCCUCCGUUGGCACAUCCUUCGGCGUCACUGCCGGCGUCGCCCUCCUCUUCUCCCUUAUCCGCCCAUACCACACCGUCGUCUAUGCCCCCAAGCUCAAGCAUGCCGACGAGCAGCACGUCCCACCGCCCAUGGGCAGGGGCGUCUUUGCAUGGGUCGGCCCGUUGUGGAAGACCAACGAGCAGGACCUAAUUCGCAUGGUGGGCUUGGACGCUGCUAUCUUCAUGCGCUUCACCCUCAUGUGCCGCAACAUGUUCCUGGUUCUGGCCGUCAUCGGCUGCGCCGUCCUCAUCCCCAUCAACUACACCAACAGCGUCCGCUAUGGCAACGACGUCUGGAUUUCCAUGCUGGGCCCCGCCAACGUUUUUGGCAACCCGCAGUGGGCCACCUCCAUCAUCGCCUGGGUCAUCAACAUUGUCGUGUGCGUUUUCCUGUGGUGGAACUAUCGGAAGGUUCUCACACUGCGGCGGCAGUAUUUUGAGAGCCCGGAGUACCAGAUGAGCCUCCACUCGCGGACGCUCAUGUUGUACGACAUCCCCAAGCAGAUGGGCUCCGACGAGGGCAUUGCCCGUAUCAUUGACGAGGUCGCGCCUAAUUCGUCGUUCUCGCGCACGGCCAUUGCCCGCAACGUCAAGGUCCUCCCCGAGCUCAUCAAGGAGCACGACAAGGCCGUCCGUGCCCUCGAAAAGGUCCUCGCCAAGUACCUCAAGGACCCCCAAAACCUGCCGGCCGCCCGGCCCCAGUGCAAGCCGUCCAAGAAGGACCACUCCUACGACACCUACCCCAAGGGCCAGAAGGUCGACGCCAUCGAGUACCUGACCCAGCGCAUCAAGGACCUCGAGAUUGAGAUCAAGGAAGUGCGCCAGAGCGUCGACAAGCGCAACACCAUGUCCUAUGGUUUUGCCUCCUACUCGGACAUCAGCGAGGCCCAUUCGAUCGCCUAUGCCGCGCGCAAAAAGCGUCCUCAGGGCGCCACGAUCCGCCUGGCCACACGACCGAACGACAUUAUCUGGGACAAUCUGCCGCUCACUGCCGCCACCCGGAGCCGCCGCCGUUUCAUGAACAACCUCUGGGUCGCCCUGCUUACGCUCCUUUGGGUCGCCCCCAACGCCAUGAUUGCCAUUUUCCUCGUCAACCUCAGCAAUCUUGGCCUCGUUUGGAGCGCCUUCCAAACGCAGCUCGAGACCAAUACGCACUUUUGGCAGCUGGUGCAGGGUGUGGCGUCGCCCGCCCUCACAUCUGCUGUCUACCUUUUGCUGCCCGUCCUCUUCCGCCGCCUCGCCAUCCAGUCGGGCGACCAGACCAAGACCGGCCGCGAACGCCACGUCCUGGCCAAGCUGUACUCUUUCUUCGUCUUCAACAACCUUGUGAUUUUCUCCCUCUUUAGUGCCGUGUGGGGCUUCAUCUCGGCUGUUUUGGACAAGACAAGCACCGGCGAGGACGGCUGGAAGGCCAUUGUUUCCGAGAAGCCUGGUGACUACCUGCUGAGCGGUCUCUGCAACAUCUCGCCUUUCUGGAUUACCUGGCUCCUGCAGCGCCAGAUGGGCGUCGCCGUCGAUCUUGCUCAGCUGUGGCCGCUCUUCUGGGGCUUCAUUACGCGCAAGGUCUCCAGCCCGACGCCGCGCGAGAUGAUCGAGCUGACGGCCCCUCCACCGUUUGACUACGCCAGCUACUACAACUACUUCCUCUUCUACUCGACCGUGGCUCUUUGCUUUGCCGUCGUCCAGCCUCUCGUCCUUGCCGCGGCUGCCAUCUACUUUGCGAUUGAUGUUGUGCUGCGCAAGUACCUCAUUCUCUACGUCUUUGUCACCAAGACGGAGUCGGGUGGUGUCUUCUGGCGCGUCCUGUUCAACCGCAUGGUUUUUGGCACGAUUCUUGCCAACCUCGUCGCCUUCCUCAUCGUCUUUGUCCGCGGCAACGCAAACCACUUCCAGGCCUACGUCAUUGCCCCCCUCCCCUUUCUUAUGGUCGCCUUCAAGUGGUACUGCGCCCGCACCUAUGACGACAAGAUGCAGUACUACACCACGCAAAACGUCAUGGCCAACCCGGAGGCCGGCCUCGAUAUUGCCAACAAGGAGAACCUGCGCAGCGACCGCCUGGCCGCUCGCUUCGGCCACCCUGCCCUCUACAAGCCGUUGAUCACGCCCAUGGUGCACGCCAAGGCCCAGAACAUCCUGGCCAGUGUGUACUCGGGCCGCUUGACGGCCGGCCGCGAGGCUGGCUCGGGCGACAGCGCUUCUGUCUCUGGCUACUCGGACACGUAUGCGAUGGACCCCAUGAACGCCAAGCGCCCUGGCAAGGCCGCCGGGGCCGUUAUGCCCGGCUUUGAGGUCGUGCCGGAGUCGCGCCUGGACUUUGAGUACUACAAGAACCGUGACGAAUUCGCCGAUGAGCACGGCGGCGGCGAGAUCUUUGGCACCGCACGCGACCUUAUCCGCCCCGGCACACCUGGCAGCAUGAUGGGUGCUACCGACUCACGGCCAGGCACUCCGGUCGGCGGCAUGACGGGACGUCGGCAGUUCUCCACAAACACGACGGCCUAUGGUGGCGGCGGCCGUAUGGGUAGUAUGGGAGGUGGUCCCGAGACGGGCACGAUCUACGAGCCCGGCUAUAACAAGCCUGGCAUUCCCAGUCCCCCGAUCGCCAACCAGUCUCAACCCAUUAUCAACCCAGUGCGCACGCGGUCGCCCUCUCCCUAUGACGGCAUGCGCUCAACAUCACCUGGUCCCAAUGUGUUGCUGGGCACCGGCCUCGAGUCGUCGCGGUCACGGUCCCCUAUGUAUAGCGCCGGCCAUAGUGGCAAUGACAGCCUGAGCGACCUGGUCGGCAACGCCGCCGCCAUGCCGGUGGCCGCGCCCAUUCCUCGCCGUGCGGUUCCCGGCUACUCGAGCAACAACGGCUCGUUCAGCACGCGGCAAGCGAGCGGGCCCGCCCCCGGUAUGUACGGCGGCGGUCCUGGCGGCUACGGCAAUCUGCCGCAGGAGGAGCUGGAGCAGGACCCUACGCAUUAUGACUACUUCCGCGGCGGCAAUCGCCCCGCACGGCGCGAGACCAGCAACACUACGCCGAGUAACCAGAGCCGUGCCAACCUACCGCAGGGGGAGCCGGGCCAGGACCCGACGCAGUACAACUACUUCCGGGGCGGUAGCCGACCGCAGCGGCGUGAGACGAGCAACGUCUUGCCGAGCAACGCGAACCAGCAACACAACUACCCGGGCAGCAAUAGCCGCAGCAACACAACGGGCGGUAUGGGCCGACCACCGCCGAGCUAG